Molecule: messenger RNA, 584 nt
Organism: Melospiza melodia melodia
Lineage: Eukaryota; Metazoa; Chordata; Aves; Passeriformes; Passerellidae
Gene: YBEY
Product: ybeY metalloendoribonuclease
Exons: 3
Coding region: 40-534 (164 amino acids)
Biological process (GO): rRNA processing
Molecular function (GO): metalloendopeptidase activity
Source: RefSeq, a predicted model, not a curated record
UGGGCGGGGGGUCGGUCGGGUGGCGGUAGCGGCGCUGCCAUGAGCGUGGCGCUGCGAAAUGCGCAGCGCGCCGUGUCCGUGCGCCGGGCCUCGCUCCGCCGCGCCGUAUGUGCCUUGCGCUCCGCCCUGGGCGCCUCCCGCUUCGACGUAGGGCUAGUCUGCGCCAGCAACGCGUUGAUGCAGAGACUGAACGGCAUCUACCGACAUUGCCUGGAGCCCACCGACGUCCUCUCUUUCCCGUUCCACCAAGUGGAGGCGGGGGAGCUGCCGCGGCCGUGUUGCCGCGGCGAGUACAACCUGGGGGACAUCUUCCUGGGGGUGGAAUACAUCCACCAGCAGUGCCGCGAAACCGGGGAGGAUUUUGACGAUGUCCUGACGGUGACGGCGGCCCACGGAUUGUGCCACCUGCUCGGCUACCGGCACGACACGAAACCCGAGUGGGAGCAGAUGUACCAGAAGGAAGUGCAAAUCCUGGAGGAGUUGAACCGCCUCACAGGCUCCCGCUUGCGGCCCCUCACCGCCGGCCUCUUCUGAGAGACGGAGAGGGGCAGAGGCUCCUUCGGCGCCGCCCCGGACGUGUCGUG